Molecule: messenger RNA, 3158 nt
Organism: Astyanax mexicanus (Mexican tetra)
Lineage: Eukaryota; Metazoa; Chordata; Actinopteri; Characiformes; Acestrorhamphidae
Gene: pigr
Product: polymeric immunoglobulin receptor
Exons: 8
Cellular component (GO): plasma membrane
Molecular function (GO): transmembrane signaling receptor activity
Source: RefSeq, a predicted model, not a curated record
UGAAUUCUCAGUCCUCUCAGCACAGCUGCGUUUGGGAGAGGAGCUGGAGCAGGUCCCUGACGGCUCUUCAUCAUGACUCCACUCCUCUUUCUGCUCCUCUUCCUCCUUCAUCGACUUCCAGGUGCACUAUGUACUGUGACCACAAUCGAAAACCAGGCUGUAUUAGAGGGUCAGUCAGUGAUCAUUCCUUGCCAUUACAACCCUCAGUACACGCAGAACGUGAAGUACUGGUGUAAAGGCUCGAUGAGGGAGUUCUGCAGCAGCUUGGCUCGUACUGAUGAUCCGGAAUCGGCUCCGUUUGGGAAGGGAAAACUAACCAUAGCUGAUGACCCGGCCCAGUAUGUGUUCACCGUCACCAUGCGAGAGCUGAAGGAGGAAGACUCAGGCUGGUACUGGUGUGGAGUGGAGGUUGGCGGCAUGUGGAGUGUGGACAGCACUGCGUCCAUUUAUAUCAGUGUCGUACAUGGUAUGAGAGUGGAGAGCAGCAUGGUCAGUGGUGAGGAAGGCAGCAGUGUUGUUAUGCAGUGCCUCUACAGCGAAAAAUACAGAGACAGUGAGAAGUGAUGGUGCAGGAGUGGCCACUUGAACUCAUGCAUAGUGACGGAUGCUAACGGAACAUUCAGCAGCAGAUCUGUGCUCAUCAGAGACGACAGGAAGGAUACUGUUACCGUGACGAUGAGGAGGCUGGAGUUGCGGGAUGCAGGAUGGUACUGGUGCGGAGCCGGCCAGCAGCACGUGACCGUUCACGUGUUAGUCACGCCAAGACCAACCACCACACAGUCUAUUACAACGCCUGGCAGCUUAACCACAAAGUAUCCGGUCAUGGUAAAGGCACCAGACACCAAAAGUCCUGUGUUCUGGCAGCCUGUCCUGACGGUGUGUGGAGCUCUGCUGCUCCUGCUGAGUGCAGUCUUGGUAUCAUGGAGGAUGAUGGAGCAGUGGAGGAAGAAACCAAUGACAAGAGCAGCACAUGACACAAAAGCUAGACUAAUGUUGAGCCCAAUGAAUGGUAGGGAUGGAGAGAACACUUCACUCCUCUUCCUGAACUCCUCAGUCCAGCAGGUCCAAAUACCCUGAUCGAGAACACAUGGGUUCUAAAAGAAGGUCUGGAAAAAGAAGAAGAGAGGAAGACACUGAAAGAAGAACUUAAGAGAUAAUAAGAAGCUUUAAGAUGUUUAUUUGUUGUAUUAUUUUAAAGUUGAACAUUAGGUACAUCCGUUUUUUUAUCAGUUUGUAAUGUAGCUUUUUAUUUCAGGAUUUUAUCAAAAUGUUUAUACAUAUCAGUUUUCACUAGUGAUUGUCAAUGCAUUUGAAUAUAUGUUGAUUCUUCCACACAUUAAACACUUAAAUCAUACACACUGGCCCAGAUUUACUUUAAAAACAUAAGACCCUGUUUACACCUGGUAACGUUAUACAUCUUAAGUAUUAAGAUUAUUUCAGGAUUAGGCUAAAAAGACAUAAAAUGCAAGUGUAAAAAUAAUCCAAAAUUGAUUUAAUCCAGUUAUAAAUCUACUUACUUCAACUAAUUCAGGAGAUGGUCUGAGACGUAUUUAAAACAGAUACAAAUCUACUUACUUAAACUAAUUUAAGAGGUGGUCUGAGACCUGAAGUAGUUUGAGUGAUCCAAUUUUAUAUCUGUUUUAAAUCUGUCUCAGAUCACCUCCUUAAGUGGUUUGUUUGAGUGAUCAGAUUUGUAUCAGUUUUUAAAUUAGUCUCAGACCACCAAGCUGAAGUGGUUUGUUUGAGUUUUCAUAUUUGUACCUUUUAAGUUUGUCUCAGACCACCUCCUGAAAUAGUUUGAGUGAUACAAUUUUAUAUCUAUUUUAAAUUCGUCUUAGACACCUUGUUUGAGUAAUCAGAUUUGUAUUGGUUUAAAUUUUUCUCAGACCACCUUCCGAAGUGAUUUGUUUAAGUGAUUGAAUUUGAAUCUGUUUUAAAUUAGUCUCAGACCACCUUCUGAAGUGGUUCUGUUUGAGUGAUCAGAUUUGUAUCUAUUUUAAAUUAGUCUCAGACCACCCACUGAAGUGGUUGGUUUGCUUGAUCUGAUUUGUAUCUGUUUUAAAUGUGUCUCAGACCACCUCCUGAACUGGUUCUGUUUGAGAGAUCAAAUUUGUAUCAGUUUUUGUAAUGCGUCUUAGACCAUCUCCUGAAGUGGUUUGAGUGAUCCAAUUUUAUAUCUAUUUUAAAUGUGUCUCAGACAACCUCCUGAAGUACUUUGAGUGAUUGAAUUUGUUUCUGUUUAGAAUGUGUCUCAGACCAUCUCCUGAAGUGACUUGUUUAAGUGAUCAAAUUUGUAUCAAUUUUUAAAUUUCGUCUCAGACCACAUUCUGAAGUAGUUUAUUUGAAUAAUCGUAUUUGUAUCAGUUUCUAAUGUGUCUCAGACCACAUUCUGAAGUAGUUUAUUUGAAUAAUCGUAUUUGUAUCAGUUUUUAAUGUGUCUCAGGCCAUAUUCUGAAGUAGUUUAAUUCUAUAAGUGGUUUUGUUUGAGUGAGUGGACUUGUAUCGGUUUAAUGCAUCUCAGAUCACCUCAUGAAGUGGUUUGUUUGAAUGAUAACAUUUGUAUCUGUUUUAUAUCUAUUUUAAAUUCGUCUCAAACAAUUCUAUAAGUGGUUUUGUUUGAGUGAGUGGACUUAUAUCGGUUUAAUGCAUCUCAGAUCACCUCCUGAAGUGGUUUGUUUGAUUUAACGUAUUUGUACAUGUUUUAAAUUUAUCUCAGACCACCUCCUGAAGUGGUUUCAGUGAGUUAUUUAUAUGUGGCUUGACCUUAUCCAGAUAUAAUUCUUGAUACUGAAGAUGACCAGAUGUAAACAGGUGUCACUCCUCAUCGGAAAGCUGUUUGCUAAUUGUGUGGAAAAGUAUUAUUCGUAUGAAAUCCAGAUAUUUUCUAAAGCAAAUGACUGAUUUUGAUUAUCACAAUUGUACUUUCUCUGUGAGCCCAGGAUAUUGAUGCCCAGUUUGUUUUAUUGUAGGGACUGUAUGAAGAGGUUAUCAUUAUGAAUGUGCUUAGCAUUGUUUUUUGUUAAAUGACUUAAAAUAUAGUAAUGUGCCUUUGAUUAGCAGAUGUUUGUGAGUUUGUAUAUUAAUGUACAUCAUCUGUUGUUGGUCUAAUUCUUUAAUAGAAUCUACAUAAAUAUUAAAAUCCGUUCUCAGUCCUGUCA